UCCGUUUUGACCGUGAAAUAUAUUAUGUAGUCAUUGCUGUUCAAGUAUUUUUAAAAAUAGUGAAUUAACCAUUUAUCAGUUUUAAGUUGAAGAAGUGUUACAAUGGCUAGCCCAGAUUUUCGAAAGGAUGUCUCUAUACCAGUUCGCCCCAGGAGUGUGUAUACUGCUCAUUCUUACAAUCAGGAGGAAUCAAACCUCUCCGCCUUCAAUGACUACAGCAAGUUUCUGGAGGGUGGCCUGGGGCAAGCAGAGCUGGUGGGGGCCGCUGGCUGGCAGCCGCCAUGGCGAGCGCCGUUGCAACGCAAGGCCCCCUUCUAUCCAGGCGACGACAUCUACCACGCAGACACAUGGCGCGAACUUGAGGUUACAGACGUGGUGGGAGGUGCAGGCUACAAUGCUUCCGUGACUCCGCAUGGCACUGUCUGUCUGAGACUACGAGAUAGAGUCAAAGUGGACAUGACGAUUGACGGCGCAGUGCGAGUGACCAACGUGAAGAACAACAUAAUUCUCGCCCUGUCCCGCUCCGGAGCGGCUGCUGCACUCAUUCACCCCAACGGUCGCAUCUACCACUACGGUUCCCGGGUCGAGAUUCAAGCACGCCACCAGCAAGGAAACAACAAAUAUGCGAAGAUGUGGUACAAGGGAGUUUCGUUCACCGCGGAACAAUGUGCGCUGGUGUACCUAGUGGACGCGGCUGGGACACGAACCACCACGGACACCUUUCUCGACAUGAGCCAGGACUUCACACUCAAUGUAUUUUACAACGAAUCUCGGCAUGGUCCAUCGUUCGUGAACGAGGCUCUGUCACUACUGCAGGCAGCGCAGUACUGGCUGACAGAUGAUGGCAUCGACAAUUGGAUCAUCAACAACGUGCGUGUCAGCCAGACUGCCGAUGGCUUAGUUAGAAUACAUCGCUGCAGUCACAAGUACCAGUUACGCACGAGCCCCAGCAACGGGUCGGCGUCGAUCACAAGUCCCUUUCUGCACUGCACGGCUUCUCUAGGACAGACUCAGCAUCUCUUCGUGAGGCGCGGUGAGCGGCGGAUGCAUUUUGACGGCAACUCUUUCAUAGUGCGCAACGCCGGCCAUUCCGCCGGCUUCGACGACAAGAACCAGCUCAAAGUGUACUGAGCCCUCAUCAACACCAUGUUGUACAGAACUAGUUGUCCAGUGCCAAUACUUUCCCUUUAUUUCCUUAUUAAUAUUAGACUAAAACACGCGGACAAGUCUCUUUCCCAAAGUAUUCCGAUCGUAGGUAUAAUUUUAUGCAUUUGAACCUCGACCACAUUCAGUAUGUAAAGCUUUUCAGUUUUUUUGAUUGCGUAUUUUUUUUAAGUCGCAUUUUUUCCUGUGUUACUGCCAGGCUCCCUUUUGUGUGUCGAGAACUAACUUCCAGACUGCGUCAUUGUAGGUAAUUAAGAUUACAGUUUCAUGAAUAAGUGUGUUAGAUCAUCAAGUACUCGCGAUGUGCAUAGCCCUUUAUUAUGAUACUUACGACAUACGAUUACAAUGUUUAUUUUAUAAGUUUUUAGAUUUCAUUAUGCAAUAGUCUGUUUUCACGCAGUGUUUUGUCUUCGACUCUUUUUAUUAUUUAUUUUUAUGCUAUGACGGUAGUUUUUUCUAAUUUUCGUUUUUUAAUCGAUGUGCUGUUUGGUAAAACUAACAUAACAAUUCAAUAGCAAACAUUGCACUGUAAAGUAACUCACUGUUUAAACAUAUUAGUGUCUAUAUAUAGAUAGAGGAUUGUUCAAUUAAAUGCACUUUAACAGCUCAUUGAAUUUGUUAAAAUAAUUUGAAGCUUAUUCUAGUAGAACUAUCAAUUUGUUACCUUGAUUUAUGUAGUAGUAUUGUUGUUGUGAAUUUAUCAUAUUGGCUUAGCAUUAGCAUGGCUUAUAUUCCCGUGGCGUAUUUUUUGCAAUUUGCAUGCACGUAUAAUGGCUAGGUAUAAAAAUAAAAGGAAUUUUAUUUCUUUGAAAUAACAAUUGAUUUUAAAAUAUAUGUUAACAUCAUUAUGGUAAUAUUAUCUAUACAGUAUUGUGACUCGCCCCUGUCCUUGAAAUAACUGCCUACGGCCGAGCGGGGCGUAUCCACGCGGUAGGGCUGCCCGCCUACAGUAUUUUAAUUUCAUCUACAUAAUUGAGUUUCUUUCUAGUUUUGUGAUUGUAAAUAUGUUAUUUAAUAUGUAAAAAAAAUGUGAAUGAAUUAGGAAGUGUUACAUAAAAACAUGUUAUUUUAAGUGUAAUAUUUAAUAAAAACUAGCAAACCCGGCGAACUCCGUUUCGCCACCAGAUGGCUUCGUUUUAUGUAACGUUUUAUGUAAAAAGAAGUUUUUUUUUUAAUUUUUCCUGAAUUUUCUUUGCUAUAAACCUCACGGAGCCCGAGACCUUUCGAACGAAUGCAAAACCGUGGAAAUCGGUUCGUGCGUUCUGGAGUUAUAGCGUCAGGAAGGAAAACCCGACUUAUUUUUAUAUUAAUAAAAAUAGAUUUGGGACAGAAAAAUAUUUACGCCUCGACUGAGACGUACGAAAAGCUUUAUAAUUAAAUUUAAUAGUAUAAUAAAUACGCAUUCGUAUAAAAAAAAUAUAUUAAAGAGUUCAAGCAACCAAAAAUAGGACAAUAUCGACUAUUGCUCUUUACUAUAUUAAAUUAUGUAGCUAUCUACUUAAUUCAAUCAAAUAUUCACAAUACAAACGUUUAAGCACGGCUAACUGCUUAAAAAACAAUUCACACCGUUCGGUCGUCGCUGCGGCGCAUUCGCGACUGGAUGCCCACCGGUGCUACGCGAACUCGAGUGGCGUAGGUAUGACACGCUUUCCGGCCGUUUGUAUGAAGAUAGAAUACUGUAUAGAUAAUAUUACCGUGUCAUCAUGCAUUAAUGCACGAGGUCGGGAUAAUAGUCUGUAAUAGGAAUGAACAAUUAUCGUGAUCUCCAUUCAUUAGUUUUUUACAAUGAGAAUAAUGAUGUGAAAAUUUUUAAGUCUUGAGGUUGUAGGGCUAUUGUUCUAGGUGCGCUAAAUGAAAAUGUCGUUGCCUAAUCUAAUCAAAGCAUUGUAUCUUGAUCAAUACUGUUAUAUCAAAGCAAUUCUAUCAUAUUUUUAACGUUCUACAUAAUUUCUUCGUUUGUAUAAAGAUCUAGGGGGACGUAGUAAUAGAGGCUUGGCAGUGUGUUUAAAACGAUCUGUUUACGGCGUACGUGAUAUUCGACUUGUCCAGAAUGUUUCUUAAUGUAAAUAAAAAAAAUUCAAGUAUUCAUUUUGCGAAAAGAUUAAUAAACCAAAUUAUAAUCCCA
Chilo suppressalis (striped riceborer) is the source of this 3289-nucleotide messenger RNA. Lineage: Eukaryota; Metazoa; Arthropoda; Insecta; Lepidoptera; Crambidae. The record is from the annotation of a GenBank genome assembly.